GUGACACAAGCCAGGCGUCGUCCCCUUCGCGCGCUCCCUUCCUCUCUCGUUCUCUCUCUCCCUCUGGGCUCCCCCGCCUCAGCUUCCGCGGCGCCUCAGGCUCGCUGGGCGCCAGGCAGAAGAAGACCAGCAAGAUGGAGGAAGCAUGUGAAGAUAUAGAUCAGAUGUUCAGCGAUUUAUUGGGGGAAAUGGAUCUCCUGACACAGAGUUUGGGAGUGGAAACUCUCCCACCUCCGGCCACCAAAGCAUCUAAUGAUGAAUUCAAUUUUGCAGUUGGGUUUAAAGAUUUAAAUGAAUCCUUAAAUGCAUUGGAAGAUACUGAUUUAGAUGCUUUAAUGGCUGAUCUUGUAGCAGACAUAAGUGAAGUAGAGAAGUCCACAUGCCAAGAACAGAAGGAUGCAUCUCACUACCAGCAAGGUGCCAUGACUCAGCCUUCAGCAGAUGCUGCUGCCACUUAUGGGUAUCAGUCAGGUCUCCCAAAUACUGCUGAUUCAUGCACUGAGAUUGACUUGCCUCCUCCCCCUGUAGAACUAACCAUUGAUCUUCCACCCCCAACACCUCCAGCCCUUCCUUCUGAACCACUUACUCAGGAUGAGCAAGAAGCACAAGCAAAAGCUGACAAGAUUAAACUUGCACUUGAAAAACUGAAGGAAGCCAAAGUUAAAAAGCUCGUUGUCAAGGUGCACAUGAAUGAUAACAGCACAAAGUCUCUGAUGGUGGAUGAACGGCAAGUGGCACGUGACGUUUUGGCUCAUCUCUUUGAAAAAACCCACUGUGACUGCAAUAUGGACUGGUGCCUUUAUGAAAUAUAUCCAGAGCUUCAAAUUGAAAGAUUUUUUGAAGAUCAUGAAAAUGUGAUUGGGGUCUUAUCAGACUGGACUCGGGACACUGAAAAUAAAGUUCUGUUUUUGGAGAAAAAAGAAAAAUAUGCUGUAUUUAAAGACCCUCAGAAUUUCUACCUGGCAAACAAAGGAAAAAAUGAAAGCAAGGUAAUGAACGAAAAAAGCAAAGAAUCUUUACUGGAGGAAAGCUUUUGUGGCACAUCUGUCAUUGUACCAGAAGUUGAAGGCGCCCUUUAUUUAAAAGAAGAUGGAAAAAAGUCCUGGAAGAGACGUUAUUUUCUUCUACGAGCUUCUGGAAUUUAUUAUGUACCUAAAGGAAAGACCAAGACAUCUCGGGAUUUGGCUUGCUUCAUACAGUUUGAGAAUGUAAAUGUUUAUUAUGGUAUUCAACACAAAGCAAAAUAUAAGGCACCUACAGACUACUGUUUUGUCUUAAAGCAUCCACAGAUACAGAGGGAGUCGCAGUAUAUCAAAUACCUGUGCUGUGAUGACCGGCAGGCUCUGCAUCAUUGGGUAACUGGUAUAAGAAUUGCAAAGUAUGGCAAGACACUAUACGAUAACUACAUACGUGCAGUGCAGAAGACUGGCUUAGCUUCUCGACUGGCCAAAUCAGGAAACACUGAACCCAUAGUUGCUGUGGGAUCAUCUGCAAAAGGUAAUACACAUGCAAAUGGACAGGUCCCCCAAAACAUAGCCUUCACUGUAGCAGACUCUUCAGGAACUGGAAAACCUGCUGAGAUGCCAAAGGUUAAGAAACUGAACAACACUGUUGAUGGCAGUCAAGCACCACCACCACCGACCCCGCCACAAUUCAAACGCCAGCGUAAACCUGUUGGGUUGCACCCAGGGCCCCCUCCUCCUCCUCAAAGGAGAUCUUCUGCUAUUACUGCUUUGCCGCACCUACCCACCGAUACUGAGAGGCAAGGUGCCAUUUGCCCAUCAGAUUCAGAAUUUCCUCCACCCCCGGAAUCAAUACUGCCACUUUCUGAAUUGGAGGAUCUGCCACUCCCACCACCUCCUCCACCUGAAUACUUGGAAGCUCCUCCUGAUUUUAUUCCUCCUCCACCACCUUCCUUUGCUGCUGACAUGAGUUCUCCAGAACUACUACCACCGCCGCCUCCACCCUCAGUCUCUGCCCCCAAUAUGCCUCUACCAAUCAAGAAAAAACCUCCACUUCCUCCUAAAAGGCAAGAAGAAAGUGCUGGCCAGACAGGGGGCCCAAAACCAAGUGGGCCACCCCCAAUGGGAGAGGCACCUGAACAAGGAGAUUUCAUGUCUGAUCUAAUGAGAGCAUUACAAAAGAAGAGAGGUGCAACCUCAUGAAGCAAACAGUUGAAAUAUCAGGGUGUGGUUUUAGUUGUGAGAGAUCAUGGAGAGAAUAGUCUGGUGAAAUUGUCCAAUGCUCUUCCUAAUGGCCCAAAGGAGCAUCUGCUUGAGAAAGUCAUUCCAACAGAUCCUGAUGUGAGGUAGUCCCUUUUCCCAAGGACUUGUCGAGAUGGUGGCUUCCCGUGCCCCUGAUUCAAGGCUGCAGAGAACAAGAAGCAGCAUGGAAGGUGCAGGUUCCAGGGAAACGCCUCUUCCAGAAGAGUAGCCUGUUUGAUCAUAAUGACCGGUAGCAACCUAAAGGCUGAAUAAUUUAUAGAAGAGCCCAAUCACAUUUUCCCUGGACCCGCCUGAUCUUGCCCUGCCCAAGGCCUUGCCAGCUGUAUGGCUCGGCAUAGCUCAAAGCAUGUUGCAGAAAUUAGAGGUGGGAGUUCUGAAACUGCAAAUGAUAGCUAUCUUGACAAUUCCUAAAUUCCCUCUUUUUGACUGGCUGGACCUACCUUUUUACUUCCCGUAUUUGGACAAAAAGCAGAAGAUGCCACCUGAGACUUUAUUACACACGUUGUCCUGACCAUAAUAUGCCACACCUCUUUCCUCAAUUAUUUUGAAGCUAAGAAGUCUCAGCCAAAAUGAACGUUACUUUCCUUGAUAAAAUCUUCAGCCAAUAUCGUUGGUUCUUUCUCCGGUGUAAUGCUAGGCUAAACAUUCUGGAGAUUUGAAAUUCAGUUCCACCCACAUCUAUGAAGUUAGCAAUUGUCUUCAGUGACAGCUAAAAAUAUUUGUUUCAGAGACCUUAUAAUUAUCUGUAUGUUUGAAGUAAUAAAUCCUUUCCUAUA
Elgaria multicarinata webbii is the source of this 3001-nucleotide messenger RNA. RefSeq names its product amyloid beta precursor protein binding family B member 1 interacting protein (gene APBB1IP). The record is from RefSeq and is a predicted model, not a curated record. The transcript has 14 exons. Bases 135 to 2165 code for a protein of 676 amino acids. Gene Ontology annotation, cellular component: cytosol; plasma membrane. Lineage: Eukaryota; Metazoa; Chordata; Lepidosauria; Squamata; Anguidae. Gene Ontology annotation, biological process: signal transduction.